UUUCCGGCACCGCCUCUUCCGGUGCUCGCGGCGGCUUGCGGAAGUGAGCGUCGCACGUGUGUUUGCUGGGGGUCCGGUAGCGAUGGAUGCCUUGGAUAAAGUCAUAAAGCCUAAAACAAAAAGGGCUAAGAGAUUCCUUGAGAAGAGGGAACCAAAAGUCAGUGAAAACAUUAAGAAUGCCAUGUUGAUUAAAGGGGGAAAUGCAAAUGCAACUGUGACACAAGUACUCCGAGAUAUGUAUGCACUGAAGAAACCAUACGGAGUUCUGUAUAAAAAGAAAAAUAUUACAAGACCAUUUGAGGAUCAGACAUCAUUGGAGUUCUUUUCAAAGAAGUCAGACUGUUCUUUAUUCAUGUUUGGCUCCCAUAAUAAGAAGAGGCCGAAUAAUCUAAUAAUAGGUCGUAUGUAUGACUACCAUGUGCUGGAUAUGAUCGAACUAGGUAUUGAGAAAUUUGUGUCUCUAAAGGAUAUUAAGACUAGUAAGUGCCCCGAGGGAACAAAACCCAUGUUGAUAUUCGCUGGUGAUGAUUUUGAUGUAACAGAAGACUAUAGAAGAUUAAAAAAUCUUCUUAUUGAUUUCUUCAGAGGCCCCACGGUGUCCAAUGUCCGACUGGCUGGAUUGGAGUAUGUUCUGCACUUCACCGCACUGAACGGGAAGGUUUACUUUCGAAGCUAUAAGCUGCUGUUGAAGAAAUCUGGUUGCAGAACACCACGAAUUGAACUGGAAGAGAUGGGACCGUCGAUGGACCUGGUUCUGAGGAGGACACACUUAGCAUCAGACGACCUUUAUAAAUUGUCCAUGAAAAUGCCCAAAGCUCUCAAGCCAAAGAAGAGAAAGAAUAUCUCCCAGGAUACUUUUGGUACAACUUUUGGAAGGAUUCAUAUGCAGAAGCAAGACCUAAGCAAACUACAGACCAGGAAAAUGAAGGGGUUGAAGAAGCGACCUGCAGAGACAGGGACAGAAAACCAGGGGAAAAAAUCAAAGAGAAUUAAGAAAAAUUAGUGGAACCUAACUAAGAGUAACCACUUUCUUGUGGUUGCUUUCUAAGAAAAAAUUUUCAACUGAGUGUUCAGUUUUCUCAUAGCAAUUGGUGUUUAUUUGGAGGUUUUGGAGGGGUGGAGGUGUGACAAGACCUCACACUGUAGCCCAGGCUAGCCCCAGCCUCUCAAGUGCUGCAAUUACAGUUGUGUACACCAUACCCAGCAUAUUGUAUAUUUCUGUAACAUAAUUUAUUACUUAAAUUUUUUUAUAAAAUUAAUUAAUAUGUG
Cricetulus griseus (Chinese hamster) is the source of this 1269-nucleotide messenger RNA. The record is from RefSeq and is a predicted model, not a curated record. NCBI's taxonomy places the organism in Eukaryota, Metazoa, Chordata, Mammalia, Rodentia, Cricetidae.